Molecule: messenger RNA, 384 nt
Organism: Caenorhabditis elegans
Lineage: Eukaryota; Metazoa; Nematoda; Chromadorea; Rhabditida; Rhabditidae
Gene: F58F12.2
Exons: 5
Coding region: 73-318 (81 amino acids)
Source: RefSeq, marked reviewed
UUAUUCAAAUCUAAAAAAAUCAAUUCUCGUUUUACUUAUUCCUACUUUUCUUCUCGGACGACUUCGAACAAGAUGAUAAUUGAAAACCAAACGAAACGACUCACGCAACUAAUCAAAGUGGAUGUGAACCGAAUGAUUCCAUUGGAAAAAAUUCACAUGUGGACUAAGUACAUCGCCGACGAAGUGUUCCGUUCGAUUCCAGAUGGCGAUCAUGAUCUUGAUGUUGUGAUCACUAUCGAUUUUUCGGGAAAAUCGGGAAUACGAAGAAAUAUGAAAAAGAUGAUAAUGGAUUCAUUGGAAGAAGAGCUUCUCAGAUGAUUUAUUGAUACAAUCGAAAACUGUGCCAUGGAUUUUGGAAAACGAAUUGUUUCGAAUUAAAUACUU